GGGGGGCACACCAGGUAAAGCUAAUAGUUCCAUACAGAGGAGUCAUACAUAGGUGUGUAUUCCCACAAUACAACAGGUAUUUUCUUUUUGAAUCGUGACACCGAGGCUCUGGAACAAGAUUGCGCAUAAAUUGAAGUAAAGAACGAGAAAAGAAACAUUAAGCAAAUUUGAUAAAUUUAUUUGGAAAUUCUCAAUCGAAGAGUUGUAUAAAGAAUUCUGUCAACUCCAGGUGUAUUAAAGCAGAGGUGCAAGUGGAAUCUGCUGUCUAUGCCACUAGUGUUUUAAAAGUGAGAAGAAAUGAAAUGUUCAAUUAAUUAAUUCCCGUUUCGAAGAGGGCGGGUUUUUGGUGAAGUGUAUGCGGGCAUUAUGGCGCCACACUGGCUACACGUGAGCUAGGCACGAGCGUUCAUACCCAGUUGUUACUAAGGAAGGCGUGUGAUGAAUAUCAGCCAUGAUGGAGAGCCUGGAGUUCCGCGAGAAGUUGUUAUACCCGGGUAUCACACCCACCAUCCACUGCAACACCUGCAAGCCUAACAGCAAGAGGCGCCGGCCGCGGCCCCUCUCAUCCCCUGUAGUCAACGGACUCUCCCACUCCGGUGAGCCGCACACGAAGCACAGUGAAGAACAGAAUGAAAAUGGGGAGCUAGUGAAGCUGAGCGAAGAGUCGCUCAUGCGACAACCCGAAGAAGUCUUCGAUAUCAUCUGUAAAUUGGGCGAGGGAUCCUAUGGCAGUGUAUACAAGGCAUUACAUAAAGAAUCAGGUCAGGUUCUGGCCAUUAAGCAGGUACCCAUUGACACAGAUCUACAAGAGAUAAUAAAAGAAAUAUCCAUUAUGCAGCAGUGCGACUCUCAUCAUGUUGUCAAAUACUACGGUUCCUAUUUCAAAGAUUCAGACCUGUGGAUUGUCAUGGAGUACUGCGGUGCUGGUUCGGUAUCGGACAUUAUGAGGUUACGAAAGAAAACACUGACAGAAGAAGAAAUAGCAACAGUUAUAUAUGAUACUUUACGUGGUCUAGAGUACCUACACCUCAGGCGGAAAAUACACAGGGAUAUAAAAGCCGGGAAUAUCUUGCUCAACACUCAAGGUCAUGCUAAAUUAGCCGACUUUGGUGUGGCAGGUCAGCUGUCUGACACGAUGGCCAAAAGAAACACUGUGAUAGGCACUCCUUUCUGGAUGGCCCCCGAAGUGAUUCAGGAAAUAGGUUAUGACUGUGUAGCAGAUAUAUGGAGUUUAGGUAUAACAGCAUUAGAAAUGGCAGAGGGUAAGCCCCCAUAUGGAGACAUUCAUCCCAUGCGUGCCAUAUUUAUGAUCCCUACCAAACCCCCACCAUCUUUCCGAGAACCAGACCAGUGGCAACCGGAGUUUAUUGACUUUGUCUCCAGAUGUUUAGUGAAAAACCCUGAGGAAAGAGCGACAGCUUCAGAAUUGCUUCAGAAUCAGUUCAUCCGAGGUGCGCAGCCUUCAAGUAUACUUCGGAACAUGCUAGAAGAGGCUAUGGAGAUUCGGGAAAGUCAAAACUCAAAUAGACAAACGCAAAUUAAGAAUAUAACAGAAUCUCAACAAGUGCCCCUACUACAGUUGCCAAGAUUGAACAUGCAAGCCGAGCAGGAUAACAAAAACAAUCAACACAAUCAAACCCAUCAUCACAACCUUGCUAAUACUGAACUUCAGGAUGAAGACGAAAUGGACAGCAGUACUAUGGUUCGGUAUAGUGGUGGAGAUAGUGGCACUCUUAAGUCACUGAAUAAUGAAGGCACUUUGAUGGCUCCCUUGGGUUCUGGUGGAACUCUUAAAGCACCAGUUGGUACAGGAACUCUAAGUGCAGAUCUUGGCACUAUGGUCAUAAACUCGGAUAAUGAGCAUGACGAGGAUGACGAGGAUUCCACCAUGAAAAGACAUGACACUGCACCGGGAGAAAGACUGGAUCGGCCCCUCUUCCUCGAUUAUUUUGACAAGAAAGAACAGGAAAAGAAGGCAAGAAGUAAAGGCUUGAAGGAUAGUUCAGCAAUGAAUCAAGUGACAUCUCAGCAGUAUGUUGGAACUGGUCGACCAAUUAUCACACAGCAACAUCCUACUUCACAAUCAACUCGGUUGUUGGAUGACAAACAUAUAUUACAACAGCAGCAGAAUUUGCAGCAGCAGCAGGCACAAUCCAGCCUGCAGCAACAGCAAGUGCUUCUCCAGCAGCAACCACAGCAGGUACAACUGAGAAAUCAGGACUAUGAGAAACAGGAUGAAUCGGAUAACACAAUGAUCUAUUCUCCUACAGCCUUAAUACAAUCUCAGCCCAAGCCCAUGUCUGCAGAGGAGCGAAGAAAAUUUGAGAAUGAUCUCCAAAGACAACUUGUACAGAUGAAUAAUCCAGGGAAUCAUCAUCCUCUGCCAGCUCGGGGAGUCGCAGCAGAAAACCAACCAAAAUUCCAGAGGUCCUUUAUUGAUGGAGAUUUUGACUUUCUAAAACACCUUACAUACGAGGAACUACACCAACGUAUGGCUACCUUGGAUCAAGAAAUGGAACGAGAGAUUGACGAACUUCGUCAGCGAUAUCAGGCAAAAAGGCAACCUAUUCUUGAUGCCAUGGACCAGAAGAGAAAGAGACAGCAAAAUUUCUAGUAUAUUUGCACAAUGUAUAUUAUUGUACAGUGAUCUUUACUGUAAGCUUCCAAGACAUAUCUCGUGUAAUUGAAAGUACUGUGAUUGCCACAUAUUGUGAGAGAUUUCUUUGAGCAAAAUAUUAAUGGUAAGGAAUUGUAAACACAUUUUACGAAAUGUAUAAAAUCAAUAUUUUGUGGAUAUUGAAAACUAGUGACAUCUAAAGAUAAAAUUUAAUAGAAACGAUCUAUCUCGGGAUGCGAAGUAACUUGUGUGCCAUGUGAUUAAUAAUCCCGGGUGGUUACAGUAGAGAACUGCGUAAAGUUAAGGUUACUUAGGCUGUAAAGAAGUUAGUCAAAGUGCCAUGGGAACAUGGACAACUUAAAUACGAUAUAGGAGGAGUUAUUUGGUAAUACCGUAACCUAGUGAUUGAAUUACUGGUGGCGUGCUCUGUGGAACGUUAUAUGCUGGCAUGUUGUGACCCAAGCUUGAUUGAAAGUUAUCUUCAGAAUGACUUAAUUAAUAUGAAAAAUUUUAUUCAGAAAUAUUGAAAUAUUUCAGCAGCAAUAAUUAAAAUAAUAUUGCAGAACCCUGAGGGAAAUAAGUAAAAUUACUUCUUUGCUUUAAAGUAAAUUGUAUAGAAAAAAGUGAUGUUAUAAUUUACAAAAAGUAAAUUCUAUUCCUUAUAACUCGUGUGUAUGGAUGCUCGUACAUUUUGUCAGAUACCAAUAGAUAAAAUCAAGGUUUUUAUUUUCUAUAUUUUAUCUUAUGAAUGUGGUGUGUGAAGUAACAAAUGUGUAAAUACAUUUGAUUAAAAAAAAUCCCAUUAACAUGUAUUGUUUUGGCCAGAAUGUUUUGUUGACCUCAAUUUGUGUACAGUAUUUGAAUUUCUUAAUUUGUAUUCAGAUGAAAGUGUUACCAUGAAGGUAUUAUUUAGACUUUCACACUUACAUGUGCACACACUCAUUGACGUGUCAAAUUCUCUCAUUAGUCAUAGCUGUGCAUGUCUUUCUCAGGGAAUUAAUUUCACCACCUUUUAUCUCAACUCUGCUUAUAUUCUUCAAUAUCAAAGUAAAUAAGGCAUGACCUUAAAGUUUGUGUUUAAUGUUUUUUGUGAAGUAUGCUUGCAAUGCAGUUUGUUCCAAGAGUCGCAUAACAAAUUCUGAAUGACAUUUGGCUGUGGACACUGACCUUACGUGUCUAGUUGUAUAUAUUUUAAAAUGAGCGACUAUGCAAGUAGGUGGAAACUGCCUCCCUUGCAUGACGGCUAAAUCAACAUUCGGGAAACACUUGGGUAAAUUUCCCAAGUGAUAAAGGAUUUUCUUAAGCAAAAUGUUUAAACUAUGAAACUUGGCUACCAAUAUGGUUUUGAAGAUAUUUUGUGCCAAUUUUGAGAUGGGUUAUUUUAUACUAUUGGGACCCACUUAAUUUUCGUACUCCUUAGAAUUGACUCGGCUUGGCCAAUUUUUAUUUCGGCAUACAUUUUAAUUAUUGAAUAAUAACUUAGGGAUGUUAGCCUUCAAUAAGUUGUACAUAAUAAUAAUGUAUAGAGGAAUAAUUAAAUGCAUUAAUUAUAGCCAAGAAAUAUUUAAGUUGACAUGAGUCAUUUUUCAUGUAAAAUGGAAGAGCACAUUAGUGAAGUACUGUACAUAAAUAUAUAUUACCAUGUUUAAUUUAUAAAAGAAACUAGUUUUGUAAUGUUGACAGACUGAAGAGUUGUUUUAAUGUAAUGAAAACCUUCCAUGGGUCAUUUAGUAAUUUUUUUUAUAUCAAGAAUUACCUGCUGGCUUUUUAAUUUCUUCUUAGCAAGUUUAUUUUCUUUUAAUUUCUAACCAGCCUUUCCCAGGGUGGAAAUUUGAUUGUCAAGAUUCUGGAGAUUAUUUUAAGUUUUAUGCAAGGGUCCAGCUGAAUGUUUGAAGGCUUGUUUGAUAGUUCAAACUUGAAGUUCUCAUAAGAAUGGUAUUGGCAUCAGAGCUCUUGUUAUUGCCCGAGAACGUUGUGAUUUGGUAUUUAUUAGGCGACAAGAUUUACCAUCACUUCUGUGUACGUCAUGUAUUUCACUACUACAAUCUUGGGUGUAAAAUGUAUUCAUUCCCAUCGUGCACAGUUUGUAAUGGUCGAUCUUGCCACGAAAUGUGGUUGUUUUCAGACAACUAAGGAUUUAACACUUCUAGUCAGAGAAGGAAUAAUUUCCCAGUCUAAGUAACUAGAGGGGUUUGUAUGUGUUUCUUGAUUCAGUGACAUUGAUUCAUCUACUACUGAAUAGUGUCAUACAGCAUCUUGAAUAUUUGUCAUACUUAAACAAGUGCCUCAGCCAAAACUUUAGCUUUGUGAUAUGGGAGUCAAAAUUUUUAGGAGCAUUUACAAAUAUUGUAGCAGAUAUGUCUAUGUAUUAAAAGGUGCAGUUGCAAAAUUAGGAUACAGUACUAAUACCAAAUUAUAAUUUACAGAUGUGUACAUGUAUAUAAUAUAUACAUACCGGUAUAAAAUUGUGUGUAUACAUUUGUCGAAUUGUGCUUGUAGGGGUUGAGUACGAACUCCUAAGCCACACCUGUCAGAGGUUUAAUGUAUUCCCUCUGAACCCAUUCCUUGACAUUUAAUUUUUCACAAUUUUUCACAAAACUUAUUCUUCUACACUAUUCCAUUUGUUUUCUUACAUGCUCAAAAGUUCCUAUUAACAUUCCUCUGACAUGUGUGUUCAAGUUUUCAUCCAUAUUUGCUUGUCCUCAUUAUUAAACUUGUUACACCCCUAGCAGCACCUUAGAUUAUUACCAUCGUCUUCUCAGUGCUGGAACAGUCAGCAUCCUUAACCUUUUGUUAUAGUUUAGUCCAUGCAAGAGCCUCAACUCGUUCCUCUAAACACUUAUGACUUAGUGAAUCCCUACCCCUUAAAGCAGCACUGUCACAACAGCAUACUCCAGAGUGGGACUUAUAUUAUGUACCAGGCUCUUGGAGCCUUCUGUCCUAGGAUUCUAAAAGCUUUUUACCUGCAUGUUUAGAAAAUGGCAAUUUUAUUUUUGCGAGCUUCCAGUACUAGGCCAGAAAGUUUUACCACUCUACAAAAUUUCUUCCCCUUUCUUUUGCCUCACAAUUCAAGUUUAUUAGACUUCUGGCUUUCUCCAAUUAUCAUUGCAUUAACUUGUAUAAAUAAAUGAAAGAAAACCUAUUCCUCAACCAGCCCUAAAAGCCUGUAAAAAACUGAUUUACCUGGGUAACAAAAUGGCUUCAUUUUGCUUCAUCUGCUCACAUAGAUAUGGAUGCAACUAGUGAGGCCCACCCUGCCUUCUUUCGUGUAUACAUAUACUGUAUGUUCCAACGAGCCAUCCUCGCCUUCAAGCAUAAUGAGUAUAUAAUAUCUUCAAGGCUUGGGGCCUGGUCUGCCAUCUUAAUUCUAUCUCUAAGAUUACUUAUGCUCGUGUGUUGCAUCAUACUACUCUUCCCACCCUUCUUACUUUCCCUAAUUCUGCACCCGUUUCUGAACCUUAACACAUGUACCAGCUCCCCUUCUUCCGCUCUCCUCCAAUCUUGAGAUUGAUCCCGAUUUUUUAUACAUUUGUCUUGGUCACUCCAUGCUUCUUACCUCCGAGUUGAAUGCUCUAAGGCCCUUAUCUCAUUUCAAGUCUUGUCCUGUACUUCCUAGAAGCUGAUUGACACGCUCCUCUCUCAUGGCUGUCUAAAUUGUAUUAUGGCUGCCAUGCCUACUCCUCUGCCCCUCUGUUCUGCAUCAUUCUGUGUUGUACCUCAGCUCUUUUGCCUUUCAUUUGUUCCCCUAUCUAGAGCUCAUGUUAAAACCGGGCAUCCUGUCUCUAUAGGAGUGUUGUGAUCAUUACUGCCUUCACUACCAUGAUCUCUUUAACAUCCUCAUUUUUGCUUAUGCCGUGCUUUGACUGUUACCCCUCAUGUGGGGUCUGUUACCUUUGGCCACCUUCCUUUUUAUGGAUGUCUCACUUGCUAGCUUUCCUCUGUGUUUGCAUUGCGUGGUUUUGUAACACUUGACCCCAUGUGGUAAAGGCUCCUUCCCCACGUACUGUUCUAAAAUGCCUUUUCCAUAAGCACUUGUUCAUACUCGCAUGUCAUUGCCCUAUUCACAGACGGGUCAAGACUAGCACCUUCAUGGCUGAACUGUGAAUUUUGUAUACUCAUCAACUGCUUUUCUGACAUUGUUCCUAGGUUAUUAUGGAUGACACUCACAUUGCCCAUUUUCUCAUUCCCUUUCCACAGGUGGGUAUAGGAAUAGCUCAUGGUAAGCCUUAGCUUACUAGCUUCCCUGGACUAUGACCUUCAUAUCAUUUAACAAUCAGGUAACCAAUCAUUGUUGGGUGAAGACAGGCACCUAGUUAAUCCUCCCCAACUUGGAUAUGAAUCUAGGUCCAACUGCAGGUGAGUGUUACCACUGCACCACCACCAGGAACUAGGCAUUUAACCCUAUGCAUCCUGUAGUAGUCGAAAUCCUAUAUUGGCAGUUACUUGUCUCUAGCAUAUUUAAGAUAGAGUUUUGCUGGGUUCUUAGCCUUAUUGGUAUUGACUUAAAUGACCCAAAGAUGUUGCCACUAAGGAGGCUAUCCACACUUGUCCUAUUUCCCAACAAGGAAUUCCUUUAGAUUUCUAACCAGUUGUUCAAUCAAUCCAUGACCACUGGCAGGGUCAUUGGUCUGGUGUUAUAAGUAAUGAAGUGCGCAUCCUUAAAAGGUUGCCCAUUCCCUCUGCUUUUCUUCUACCACUAAUCAGCGGUGGGAAACUGCUCUGGAUAGGUUAUGCAGUGACCACACAUGCUUAACUUUCAGGCACUGAACCUCCCAUCUCAUUGCUCCAUUUAUGCAUGCCACUCUUAGAAAUAUUCCAAUUGUCAGGACAAUCAUGUGUCAUGCUUUCCUAAUGUCCCUUGAGGUCAUUUGUCCAUCUGUGGACUCCUUUGUGAAUUUGAUACCUUUGAUAUCACUCGCCUUGUGUGCUUUUGUUGUAUUGGCAUCACUUGUGAUAUCUAGUGAUUCUGAUAGUGCUACAUAAUCUGCCCGCUUGGUGCCUUCUUUUGAUAAUUACUUAAACAAGGUGCAGUUGAUUUUGGUUUAACUUAUUAUUCAAAGAAGUGCAGGGAUUAAAUUAAUCUCCAAGUUGGUAAUUUCAUCAGGCAUUUAAAGAACACACAUUAUAUUAUACAUAUAUACAGUAUAAUAUAUAUAUAUUAUAUAUAAUAUUGGUGGUGGCUAUAUUUGGCACAUCUUAAUCCAAGCUUCAGUACAUCAGUGUACAAAUAUAUACAAGUUAGUGUAAAUAGUUAUCACAAUGUACUGAACACCUUUAUACACACAGAUUCACAUUUCACAGUCCUAGCAAACUCUGCACUAGAAAUCAAAGGCUGUCAAGUCUUUUCAGUUAGCUGUAACAUCCUCCAGUAUACAGGAGAGUAGAUAUGGCUGUAUGACUACUAGUGGUAGCCAAGAAUCAUGUCGUGUAAGAAGUUAGAACAGGAAACUUGUCUCCUGAUAAGAUUGGAACAGGAAGACAGACUAUUCGUGAGUUGGAACCCCACACACUUUACUCAAUGACCCAGGCUGAGUCAGUAGUGCCUAUUGGCUGCCGACUCCUUGUACCAUGUCCCUAUCAAUGUGUAAAUGUUUUGAUUCCAGCUUCCUUACAACAUUACUGCCAUUUCCUUGUAGUUUUGAUUCCAACAACUCAUCCACUUUCUGAAAAAUAUUUAGCAUUUUGCCUAUCUUCCUCCAACAAAAAACUGCCAUAUUUGUGACACCAUCCAAGAGUGAUAUUUAGGACUUUUUGCAUAUCCUGGAUGGUUCUGCAGUCUUCCUGUUUUUUUUUUUUUUGUUUUUUUUAAUAUAAUUACUCUGUCCAGCUUAUUUUUCUUGCAGUUGUGCCAGCUGUUCCAUGUUCUUUAUAAGUAAAGUCUUCCAACAUGAUUAUGGCCAGGUCUUUUCACAUUGGUUCUGCAAGUUUUGUAUGUGGGUACUUUUAUUUUGUAACUAUAGUGUGGGAGCUGGAAGUUCUUUAAACAUGUUUCCUGUAGCCUUAUUGGAACACUAAUGCAUCAGUUUGGAGGUCUGUCAUUUCUUUCUUUCUACUUGCAAAAUCUAUCAUUCCCUAUUAGAGGGGAGAGACUACACUGGAGCUCCAUAUUCCAAAAUUUGUCCUCAUCUCGUUGCAAGAAGCUAGCGUGUCUCCAGAGGUAUAGCAGUAGACUAGAGUUUGUUGCUUGGAAUAGGAGUUAUAGCAACAAGUCACACAUGGAAUCAAAAUACAGUCCCAAAAUGAGCUACAGAGGCAAUUUUUCUUUUAAGUGUGCUAUUUAGUGUAAACAAAUACAAAAUGACUAAUUAGACAUUUCAUAAUUUUUAAUUGAACAAGGGCCCAUUCAUCUCCGACUGGUAUACCAAUAGAUUAAAGGUCGAGAGGCUGAACUGAAGAGCCGAAGCUCAAUCCCCACGAAGCACAUUGAGGCAAGUAUACACACAAAUCUAAUUUACCAAGUGGAAUCAUUUGUAUAUUAAGCUUUUUUUAUCAGUACUGAUUAAGGUUACUGAAAUAACUUUGUAUUAUAUCUGCAGACUUUGUGGUCAAUCUUGUGCCAGAUGUUGAAUUGUCCUAUUGACUAAUUCCUUCAUGUACAAGAGGCAUGAAAAUUCAACAUGGUUUAAAUACAUUGCUUAACUUUUAUCUGCAUCAAAUGUCCUGUAUAAAUUAAUUAUGGUAUUUUAUCCAUUUAAUAUCUCCCUCAGAGUUGCAUAGAGCCGUUUGACAUGAUGGGUUAAAGAUAAUUAUUUUGGAGCACGUAAGUUACUUUUUUUGGUCUAAUAAUUUCUAAAUUUUAUCGAUGGUCUAAGAAAUGGUGCCAUAACAUUGUUCCUCCAGUUUUAAAACUAUAUUUUCAUAAAGAUGGAAGGGGUUUACUGCACAAAGUAUACAUGUUAGAUGGACAAACUCUUGCUACAGUGAAUGCCCUUGGUUAUGCCAUUAGCAAUAGUAGUCAUUAAAUGUGGCUAUUUUAUGUUAAUUAUACUACAUAACAUUUUAAAAAAAAUUAUCUUGGCUUUUUAGUUUUACUGUAUUUUGAAUGCCAUAUUGAGCACGAUAAAGUCUGGCAUAUACCAUCUCUGGAAUUUUGCCUUCUGAAUAUGGAGUAAUAAACUGCAACCCAAACUUUAUUUCAUAAUUUUAAAAUCUUAAUUUCAUUAAAUUCAGGACUACAAAAUAAUCAAAGAUAACAGGUUGGUUAACUAUAAGGAAGCAUGUUACUAAUUAUGAUAUAUUGUGAAUGAGUGAUAUAUCAUACUCUUCAAAAUUCUAGUUUUUCAGGUUUUGGAUACUACAGAGAUUAACAAGGUACAUUACAUAGGAUUGCAUUCAAAUGUAUUAUUAAUGGAUCAAUUACUUGAAAAAUGGUUUUAGAGAUGUAUUAUAACUUAGAAAUUGGUGUGAAUGACUUUAGCCCAAAAAUGGAAGCAUGUCAAGUGAAUAUCAUAAAUUUAUUGUAUUGUAGUUUUGUAGAUGUGUGUAUAGAUGUGCAACUCAUCUGUGGAUGAGUGUAUAGGACUUUACUGUGAUUUGUGUAUUGUUCCCGUACAACAUCUAUCCUUUAAAUGCAAGCCAUUCUUCCAUAUACACAAACUUUUUGCUAAUGUGUUGUGGGUAGAAAAUAUAUUUUCUACCCACAAAACAAAUCAGGAGUAUGCCAAAGAUGUUUCUAUAGGUCAUGUAUCAUGAAAUCCACCAACUUAAUAUUGCAGGGAAAGAAAAUCAUAUGGACAAUACCACUUUUUAUUAUGACUUGAAAGGUGACCUUGGCAGCAGUGUUUAGUCCUCCAAUUAUAUACAUACAUGCUAUGGAUUUAUAUAAUAUAUUCAAUACAUAUUAUAUAUAUAUAUAUAUAUAUAUAUAUAUAUAUAUAUAUAUAUAUAUAUAUAUAUAUAUAUAUAUAUAUAUAUAUAUAUAUAUAUAUAUAUAAAAUACACACUAAAUUGUGUGUAUAUAUAUGUACCUUAUGUUUACAGUGGAAACUUGCUCGAAUUAAAUUUAAAUUAACAACCUUUUCCAGCUCUCCAAGUGGUUUUUGUGUGUGUUUGCAACACUGGAGACUUUUCUUUCUAGAAACAAUAUAAAGUAUACUGUAUAUUGUUGAAAUUUGCAAUGUACUGUAUUUUGAAUAAUAAAUGUAUAACAAUAAUAACCUUUUCUACAUCUAUUGAGAAAAAUCUUUAGAUAUUUAUGAGGAAUAUCAAAGAGGAGAAUGGAAUCAAUGUACUUUUUGCUUGUUCCUGUAUGUUCUUAAGCCCAAGCCUCUGAAGCUUUUAAUGUUAAAACAGUUUGAGAAUAAAAAAACAGGGGAAGAAGGCUACAAUAUUUUUAAGGAACACGAUUCAAUUACAAUAAUAUUCCAGAGGUACUAUAUAACAAUCCUGAUAGCACUUACUGAUUAUUACUUUGAUAUGGUCUCAAAUGUUUGCGAGCUAAUACUUUUAAGCCUACCAAGAUGCAUUCGAGCAAGCAUUCUAUCACAAUAUAUAUUAUAUAGCUUAAGUAUAUAAUAUGGAAUCAUUGCUGCCAUGUUAUUCCAAAUACACUACAGUACUAUACAGUAUGGUCCUAUCACCUAUUUCAACAACUGUUUUGCUCAUAUCUCAGGUAGAUCAUGGCAUUUAUUAUCCAGUUGCAUUUAGACACUAAUAAAUUCUUUAUUAGUUUCACUAUAUGCUUGAAAACUUAACAAUUUAAUGGAUUACCUGUAUGUGAAGAUCCAGCUGGAUAUUAAUGCCCUACUUCAAUUUGCAGACCAAGAGGGGUAUUAUUUGUGUACUAUGCCUACCCAUCAUUCACAGAAUUAAUUAAAUUAGAAUACAGAUGUUACAGAAUAGAUUACCAGGUAAUUUUUUUUAACAAUGAUUGAUAAAUUAAUACAGUACAGUAGAUAUUUAUGAUUCACAUGAAAAAAGUUCCUUAUAGUUACUGUACUUGUAAUCUACCUGAUAGCUUUCUAGCAUUGUUUACACAAUUACUGACCCUCCCAUGUCUAGCAGAUGUCAACAGUGCUUUAGUAUCCUACACAAGGUAAAAACAGUGCAAUGGCUCUCCUAAUGUACCAUUUCUAAUACAAAAACCUUCUCUGUGAAGUAAAUAAUUGUUAUUAAGCUGUAUCCCAAACUUGGAAAGAUUUCUCUUUCUCUCUAAUAUACGAGGUACUGAUGCACAAGGACUCUCCUGCAUAUAAUGGGACUGGGAUUUUUAGUACAAAGCAAGAGAAGCCUUCCUCCUAAAAUCCCAAAUCAUUCACUGUUAGGCUAAAAUUUGCAUGGCCAACUCUGCAGUUAAAAAUGGUACCGAUUACAGUACAUUGUAUGGCGACAGGUUUUCAAUUGCUUAAAAUUUAGAUAAUUUCCUUAGGCAUUAUGAAUUUUGCAUAAAAUUGUGGAUCCUAAAACUCAUUUUCUCAUUAGUAAAUAUUCAUAACUAGGAUUACUUGACUGAUAUGUACAGUUUAAAGUGGGUUUUGUUAAAUAUUGUGUAGUAAGAGUCCAGUUUAGGUACUCUGAAAGGAAAAUAAUGAAGGAACUUUCCCUAAUGCAUCAGAAAAGUAAAUACACUACAGUAAAUCAAAUUUAUUUUAAUGUAUUUUGUAAAUUUUCAUUGCCAGAGAAUAAGAAUUGUUUACCAGAUUCAUUUAUAUAUCUAUGCUUAUGGGGAUUUUUUUUUUUAUCUCCAGUCUGUCAUCUUGGGUAUGCCUAGACAAAUAAUGAGUGAGCUUUAAGACAGUAUGAAACCGUCUUGUACAAAUAUAGCCAUACAAGUUUUUAUUACCUGGUCUAUCAGUUCAAAAUUAAGACAUUUUAGUAAGUACAUGGUACUUGUUUGUUUUUGUCAUGGCACUAGGUAUUAAGUUUACAUGGCUGGCUUGUUUUGAUGUCUUUUUUCUAAUUUAAUUCAAAAAAAUUAAAGAACAAUCAAAAUUUAUUUGAUUAGCAGAUUUGUGAUUGUGUAUCUUACACUGCAUUAUAAACAUAUAAUUGUAAGAAUAUUUAAAAUUAAAUUUUAACUGAAAAAAAGUGUGGGUAUGAUGGCCCCCAUCUCAGUAGCUACUCUUGAUAACUAGUAAACCAUAAGCAUUGUCUUAGAUCUGAAUUUGGAGUGCACAGUGUCUUAACACUUGAAUGCACGAUAAACAUAUUGUAAGUUAUUUCCAUCAAUUAUCCAGUGUUUUGUAUUCCUGUCUGAUAAUAUCUUGUAAUCCAGCAUUAAUGUUAAUUGUACUGUAUAUGUAUUUCACCAGUGUUAAUGAGGGAUUAUGCACAUUUGAAGGUGAAUACUGGGUAUUUUGUUCCAUUGUUGGUAUUUAAACAUGCUAGAGUCACAGUACCCAAAUGGUGUUACAUUUGUGUGCCAUAAAUUAAUACAUGGUAGUAGGAGUGCUUGUAUCAUUGCCCAGUUUCACCAAGGGUUGCUCAAGUAAUGGGCCACCAUUUCUUAGGCAUUUAUUUCCAGAAUACAGGCCAGUUUCCUGUUGAUAAUUAUGUUAACAUUUGUCAGAAAGAUCAGCCCAUAGAUGAUCACUGAAGGAAGCAAUACAAAGUUGUGGUACGAGCGAGGGCAUAUUAUACCUCCCUGUUGUAAAUACUGUAUUAAAACAAUCAUAUGAUCAUAACUUGUUAAAUAAAUUUUGGGUGUUCAAAAUGUAUGAAUACAUUUUAUACAAUAUCCUAUGAAUUUUUAUUUCUUGGAGACAAUUUUGAUACCCAAUACAUUGCUUAGUUUUAGUACUAAUUAUUGAUUAGUACAUUGAAGCAUUUUAUACUAAAUGCUUGCCUAAUUUUUUUUUACCAGAUAAUUUAAAAUAUGAUUUUGUGGAGACUUAAGUAUCUUCCAUACGUUUAAGAUCUGAUUAAACUACCAAUUUAUUAGUUACCAUUUUUCCUAAUUUAAAAUUAUUUACAUUUUUAUUUUUAACACCUAUUUUGGUGAACUUUAUAUAUUUGGCAGGUAAAUGUUGACAAGGUUGUGGUGGGACUACUAUAUAGUCUUAUCACAACUGCAGGGCAGAAACGUUUUGGGAAGAUAACUUUCCUGCCAUUUGUUCAAUAUUCUGAUUACUUUUUUUUAAAGUUCAUAGAACAUUAAAAUGGGUACGAAGAUGAAAUGAAUAACUAGAAUAUAAAUACUGUAGUGAGUAUUAAUACUUUGAUAUAAUUGCUAUAAAUGAAAGAUAAUUGAAAAGGCAGUAUACUAAUAAAUUAAAUUGGCUUUUUUUUUCUUUAGCAGAUUUGCACAAAAUUUAGAAAGUUUAGAAAGAUAGUAUUUUUAUCACAUUAGGUUAUUAACUAUGACUGCCACAUACAGUACUAGGAACUGAUAAAUGACUUAUGACUCUUUGAAUGAUCUGAAAAAGACUAAUAGUAUCUGUUAAAGUAGAAUAUUUUAAAUUAAUAUAACCUUAAAUUGGCCAUUUGAAGGCUUUAAGAAAUACAGUAACUAACACAUUUACUCAAAAAUAAAUUAUCCUUCAUCAAACAAGAUACUGUAUCAAGUUAAUUUGCUGUAGGUACUUGUAACCAAGAACCUUUGGUAAAAGUUGUGUGCGUGUCGGUGAUUGUUAGUGAUGAGCAAGCACCUGUAUAGAUCUAUUAAAUUUGAGUGAAAUAUAUUAUUUAGACCCAUUUUAUUUUAUUUUUUUUUUUUUGGGGGGGGGUGGGGUGAAAAAUACAAAUUCACCCCAAAAAGAAUAAUUAUUGUCAAGUAAUUUUUUAUUGUUUAUAAUGAGGUUACCCCUCACAGGUGAUGCAAUAUCUUCCUACAGAUCACUUAUGCAAUUAUCACAGCCUCAGCCAAUAUUUCCUCCCUUACUCUGCCUCGUGGGUGCCAUGUUAAGACAACGAGCUCUACUGUCCCAGUUGAGGCUCGCUCUUUUUGUAGAUCAUGUAAAAUAAUAUGAAUGACAAUA
Molecule: messenger RNA, 14532 nt
Organism: Procambarus clarkii (red swamp crayfish)
Lineage: Eukaryota; Metazoa; Arthropoda; Malacostraca; Decapoda; Cambaridae
Gene: hpo
Product: serine/threonine-protein kinase hippo
Biological process (GO): protein tetramerization; regulation of MAPK cascade; protein phosphorylation
Cellular component (GO): cytoplasm
Molecular function (GO): ATP binding; protein serine/threonine kinase activity
Source: RefSeq, a predicted model, not a curated record